Molecule: messenger RNA, 1843 nt
Organism: Solea solea (common sole)
Lineage: Eukaryota; Metazoa; Chordata; Actinopteri; Pleuronectiformes; Soleidae
Exons: 3
Coding region: 11-217 (68 amino acids)
Biological process (GO): G protein-coupled receptor signaling pathway
Cellular component (GO): heterotrimeric G-protein complex
Molecular function (GO): G-protein beta-subunit binding
Source: RefSeq, a predicted model, not a curated record
CGUCUCAGUCAUGUCAAACAGCAGCGCCUUAAUCAUCGCUCAGAAGGCAGUGAAGCAGCUGCGCAUGGAGGCCAGUGUCCCCAGGAUGAAGGUUUCUCAGGCUGCUGCAGAACUGAAGACUUUCUGUUUGCAAAACGCCAACAAGGACCCUCUGCUCACUGGUGUGCCCUCCAGUGAUAACCCGUUCAGGCCUCCCAAGUCAUGUGUCCUGCUCUGAGGUGUGAGUGUUCCUCUCCUCUCUUUGCCUGAAGACUGUGAAGGAGUGAAAAACCUGAAAAAGAUGCUGCGAUGGGGAUUUCUAUCAUGUGCCCCUCUGCCUCUGAAGAUAAAGAAGUCAAGACCAUACACACUCGCACGAACACACACACACACACACACACACACACACACACACACACACACACACACACACACAGUGUUUCACUGGGGAAGCAACACAGUAAAAACAGUAAUACUUUCUGUAUUUAUACAUGAAGUAUUGGUCUUCUCGAUGUUCGGGUGUCUAUAAGAUGGUAAACACAUCAGCUCUUCUCCUGUCAGCCUCUCCGUUUAGGGGUCGCCACAGCGGAUCAGCUGCCUCCGUCUUGUCCUCUCUAUUGUGUCCUCUUCUGUUACACCAGCUGUCCUCAUAUCCUCCUUUGCAACAUCCAUCAUCCUUCUCUGUGGUCUUCAUCUUUCCCUCCUGCCUGGCAGCUCCAUACAUCAGGACGUAAAGCUGCAGUAGAUUAAAUCGCUAGAAACAUUGUUUUGAUUGUUAAAUUUCAUGUGCAGGAUGUUUGGGGACCGUAGUCCUCGUAGCUAUCAGAUGAGCACAGAAUGACGCACCUGCGUCUCCUGAAGCACCUGAUGUUGUUAAUUGCUAUUAUUUUCCAACUUUCCUAUUGACUCUUUCCCUUUUUUAGGUUUCUUUGCUGCAUAGUUUUCUCUUGCUGAGGCUGGAGUAGUGAUCAUUUCACGUAGGCUUCGUUCACACCUAGUAUUGACAUCUUACCUUAGUGAUCUGAUCACAAAUGACUGAAGACUUUGCUUUAGAGUGCGUACUGAAUGCAUCAACCCAUCUGUGACUACACAAGAUCUGAUCUGGCUUCACCUGCCCUGUACUCAAAUACACACUGAUAAUAUUUACAUCUGACUGUGUGUGUGUGUGUGUGUGUGUUUGUGUCUGCUUGAGUGACAGAAAGAGAAAAAAAGAAAUGAGAGAUGCGCCAGUGAAUGAAAACCCCACUCAUGCUGCUGUAACAUGAAAUAAAAUUCAGAAAAAAGAACUCAUGUAAUGAUCAGAAACUACCGCUGGUCAGGGGACAUCAGCUGAGGAAGCGGCUGCAAAUAUGUCAUGAGGACAGAGUACACCGAUGCAGCUCAGGAAUGUGGCCAUAUCUGUCCUGAAACCAUCUGAAAUCGAUCUGCAGAUGUUUUCAGGACAGAUUGGGGGCGUGAUUUGGACAUGAUAGGAUCGCUGAGGAUGGAUGUUAUUACCAUGUCUGGAUAGGGUCUUAAGGGACCUGUUUGCAGAGUAUACCUGUAACAGAGCACUGUCUUAUUGAACGGAAGUACCCUCUCUCUGAGCUGUGCUCUGUGACUGGUCAAAGUCUCCUGUCAUGGGCCAGAUUUCCCCAUGGUUGGAAACAAAGUCCAGAAGAGUGUGCAAUGUCACUCUCUGUCUCAGAUAACAUGAUUUAUAUUAUACAUCAAGUUAAACGGAUCACUUAACCUCAGAAAGUCCAUCCUACCUAUUCUACCUUUAAUGCCAAACAUGAUACACUGUUCAAUUUAUACUGUGCAUACAAUCUCAAUCUAUGUGUAAUUUUACCAUUCCCCAUUAAAAGUAACUAUGUGUUUGUCA